CAGUCUGUAGACCCAGACCUGGCUUUCCGCGAAUCGCUAUUCGACGCCAUGGCAGAUGACGAAGGUGCAGCAUACUGGGAAGGUGUCUAUGGAGAAUCUAUCCACUCAUAUCCUCGUCCUUCUCUCAAAGACGAUCAAGGUCAUCUCGAGCAAAUGACCGAUGACCAAUACGUCGAAUACGUCAAAGCCAAAAUGUGGGAGAAGAAGAACCCAGAAUUGCUUAGAGAGCGUCAAGCGCGUGCUGAGCGUGAAGAGGAGGCCCAGGAUGCAAGAUCGAGGAAGAGACGACACAUUAGUGAGGAUGAUGAAGAUGCACCACGCGAUAAGGGCUUCAUGUCCGAUGUAGACGCUGCCCUUGCUCGAGGUGCCAAGCGUAAGGAAGCCAAGAAAUGGCAACAAGCCUGGUCAUCUUAUCAACAAGGAUGGCAGCAGCUCAAAGCCAACUCUGCGCAACUCGAUCACGACAACCUUCUCAAGGCAAUCCCGUGGCCUGUCCAAAGUCUUGCUGCCAAAGAUGUUGCGAAACAGAGUGUUGAAGAUUUCUUCUUGAACGCUCCAUUGGAAACGGAAGACGUCCGGACCAAAACGCUCAAGGAUGAGAGUGUCAAUUGGCAUCCUGAUAGGUUCCAACGCCGCUUUGGUGGAAGCAACGUUGAUGAGGAAACACUCAAAUUGGCUACAAGUGUCUUUCAGACCAUAUACGAAAUGUGGGAGCGAACGAGACCAACCAAAUAG
Molecule: messenger RNA, 735 nt
Organism: Aureobasidium namibiae CBS 147.97
Lineage: Eukaryota; Fungi; Ascomycota; Dothideomycetes; Dothideales; Saccotheciaceae
Exons: 2
Biological process (GO): canonical NF-kappaB signal transduction
Source: RefSeq, a predicted model, not a curated record